Durio zibethinus is the source of this 1287-nucleotide messenger RNA. Lineage: Eukaryota; Viridiplantae; Streptophyta; Magnoliopsida; Malvales; Malvaceae. The record is from RefSeq and is a predicted model, not a curated record.
UUCAAGAACAUGUAUCGAGGGAGAAAGAUGCUCCAGACAAAGCUAAAAUUAGGCAGAUCACGGAUGGAGUGUGUAAGUAACUUGAGUGACAAGACAAACGUAAAUGAAGAGUACAAGGAAGCUUUCAGAACAAAGUCUUAUGUCGAAAUGUGGAGCCAAGUUCAUGGCCAGCUGGAAGAAACUAGUUUUAAUAGACUCCCUUCAUCAUCUUCUAUUCCUAAUUAUCAUAUAAACCUGUCCGAAUACCUGCUAAAACCAAGGCAAGAAACACUAGACAAGAUAGAGAACUUGAAUUUUCAUCACCUUCUUCUCGACUAUUUUAAAGCUGGUUUGGAAGCUUGCGGUUUAUGCGAAUUACUCCUACGAAGCAUCCAUCAGACGCGCGUUUAUUAUCAGAAAAUUAGAAGGGUGAUCAAGAUGAGCAAGAGGAUGCAAAAUUUUUCAGAUGAGCAAUAUUGCAGCGUUCUACUCCAGGAGUUGGCUGGAUUUGCAUUACUAAAGAAUCCAUUAUCAAUCAUUAGUCCAGUGCAAUUCCAGGAAAUCCACGAGACUAACGAGGAUUUGUACCGUAAAUUAACAUCAAAACGCGAAAAGAUAAAACGGCAAGCAAAAUAUAAAAGAAUCUCCAAGCAGAUUGGGAGUCUUUGUCUAGUAAUUUCUCAUACUACGCUUGUAAUUGCCUUGCUGGUCCUUGCAUUCCACAGCAUGAUUGGAAUUAUAGCAGCACCAGGGCUUGCAGCCUGCUUCUUUGGCAUAAGGAAGAAGAAAAAAAGUAAGUCAUCAUCUAAUCAGCAAGGGUUUAAGACAAGCUUGGUUGAAAGACUUGGUGCACAGAUUGAUAUCUCAGCCAAAGGGAUUUAUAUUUUGAUCAAUGAUUUCGAUACCAUAAGCAGACUGGUACGGAAUCUGUAUGAUGAGAUAGAGCAUUAUAAAGCUAUAGCUAGCAUGUGCAUUAGAAAUGGGAAAAUUGAGGUACUGAAGGAGGUGGUAAGAGAAUUCUGUAUGCACGAUUCCAGCUUCUUGGAGCAGCUUAAAGAGCUUGAGGAACAUACAAAAUUAUGCUUUCACACAAUUAACAGAUCGAGAGGGCUCGUUAUACAAGAAAUAAUUGAUGCCCAACCACAUGAAGACAGUGAUCAUGGUAAAAUUAAGGCAAUCACUUUGACACUAAAUGCGGCUUUACAGUCAUCAAGCGCCAAGAAUUGUCCCAUUGUUUGUGUUUGCAAGUAUACAGGCCCAUUUACUUUAUGGGUUUUUCUGAACUUUGAGCAUUUGUUUCUUAAAUGA